UUCAGCUCCUGCCAGGAAAAGGUCCGGUGCGGAUCAAGCAGUAUCCGAUCAAGAGGGAGGCCAGAGAAGGGCUGCAGGAAACUAUAAAUCAGUUUCUGAAGUACGGGGUACUGCGAGAAUGUCAGUCAGCCUGGAACACCCCCAUCCUGCCUGUUCGAAAGCCCAAUGGCACCUAUCGGCUGGUCCAGGACCUGAGGGCAGUUAAUGAACGGGUUAAGACUCUGCACCCCCUUGUUCCAAACCCCUAUACACUGUUGGCAUCUAUAGGAGGGCAGUACACCCACUUUUCAGUCCUAGACCUGAAAGAUGCUUUCUUCACAAUUCCUGUUGACACACAAUCUCAGGAGAUUUUCUCCUUUGAGUGGGAAGACGACCGAAGGGUUAAAAAGCAGCUUUGCAGAACUCCCCUACGCUGUUCGGCCAGGCUCUGGCCAAAGACCUGGAGGAGUGGAAUACUCCGGACGGGAUUCUCCUCCUGCAGUAUGUUGACGACCUGUUAAUAGGGGCGGUGGGAUUAACCCCUUGCCUCCACGCCACUGUGAGCCUCCUGAACUUUGUUGGACUCAGAGGAUACCGGGUAGCUCAGAGCAAGGCUCAAAUUGCCCUCUCAGAAGUACAGUACUUAGGAUUUCACAUAAGACAGGGGGAGAGACAGCUUUCAAAUGAAAGAAAAGGAGUAGCCCUGGGAGUGCUUACUCAAUUAUUAGGCACUUGGAAACGUCCUGUGGCAUAUUUCUCUAAACAACUGGAUCAAGUUGCCAAGGGGUGGCCAGCUUGCCUGCGAGCUGUCGCGGCAACUGCCCUAGUGCUUGGUGAAGCAGAGAAACUGACUUUGGGGGGGACUGUGCAGGUGUAUACCCCUCAUAUGGUUCAAGCCCUGCUGGACACUAAGGGUGGUCUCUGGCUCACGCAGGCUCGGGUAGCUCGGUACCAGGCUAAACUCCUAGAAAAUCCUGAAGUUACCCUGCAGACCUGCCCCUCCCUCAACCCAGCCACUAUGUUACCAGAAACAGAGGAGCAGGAACAUGACUGUUUAGAAAUCAUAGAUGCCCAGUACUCCAGCCGUCCAGAUUUAAAAGAUCAACCGCUCUCAAAUGCAGACUGUGAAUGGUAUACUGAUGGGAGCAGUGCUGUCAUAGAUGGGCAGAGGAGGGCAGGCUAUGCUGUUGUGACCCUCUACGAUACAGUGGAAGCAGAGAGUUUACCUGCUGGAACAUCUGCCCAACUUGCUGAACUUGUAGCAUUAACCCGUGCACUUGAACUGGCAAAAGACAAACGGGUUAAUAUUUUUACUGACUCAAAAUAUGCUUUUGGGGUAUUGCAUGCUCACGCUGGUCUCUGGAAACAAAGGGGAAUGCUUACAGCUCAGGGGUCCCCGGUCAAGCAUGGGACACAGAUUCUCCGGCUUCUGGAAGCGGUGCAGCUCCCCUCAGAGGUAGCAGUGGUGCACUGCAAAGCUCAUCAACGAGAAGACCAGGACGUAGCCAAGGGCAACGCCAGGGCCGACAGGGAAGCCAAGCGGGCUGCCACCCUGGAACCAUUGGAAGCUGAGGAGGCCCAUGUGCAUGCCCUCAUCCCAUCAGUGGGUGAGCUCCCAGCCCCUCAGUACUCUCGUGAAGAAAGGAAUCUGGCCGACUCCCUUGGGCUCCAGGAAAAGGAGGGAUGGCUCCACUCCACAGAAGGAAAAAUCCUCCUACCUAAAAGCCUAAUGCACAUGCGGGAUGGAGGGAAAUCCCUAACAAAUUAG
Messenger RNA from Mauremys reevesii (Reeves's turtle), 1747 nucleotides. RefSeq lists its product as uncharacterized. Lineage: Eukaryota; Metazoa; Chordata; Testudines; Geoemydidae. The record is from RefSeq and is a predicted model, not a curated record. Gene Ontology annotation, biological process: DNA replication, removal of RNA primer. Bases 866 to 1747 code for a protein of 293 amino acids. The transcript is spliced from 2 exons. Gene Ontology annotation, molecular function: nucleic acid binding; RNA-DNA hybrid ribonuclease activity.